UUAAACUUUGUGUUCAAAUUUAGUUCCGCAGCCUCGUUUUGGAAAACGGCACGCCAUUUUUUACAUUAUACUACUGGAAAACAAACGCGUUAGCCGACACAAACAACCUUUGAUAGAGAAAGGAGUCUAUGAAUACGUAACUGAUAAGAAGAAAUUAAAGCAGAACAUUGAAAAUCAUGUCUUUCCCACCAAGACCACCAGUUGGAAUGCCACCAAUGACAGGCAUGAUGUCUACAGGCUACACAUUCACACCAAUGGGUAUGAUGCCAAUGGGUAUGGGUAUGAUGCCGCCAACAACAAUGAUUCGACCAGUUGUAACAAACGCCACAGCAACAGUGGUGACAAGACCAAAGAAACAACUCGUACCUCAAGAAAUAGAUAAAGAUGAUAAAAAAGAAGAGAAACCUCCAGUAACAACAGUGUUUGUUGGAAAUAUCAGUGAAAGAGCACCAGAUUCUAUGGUCAGAACUAUGUUACAGCGCUGUGGAAAUGUUAUUAGUUGGAAGAGGGUUCAAGGUGCAUCAGGAAAAUUACAAGCAUUUGGAUUUUGUGAAUAUGAAGAUCCAGAAGCCACACUAAGAUGUAUGAGGUUGUUAAAUGAAUGGGAAAUAGCAGAUAAAAAAUUAGUUGUUAAGGUUGAUGCAAAAACAAAAACUCUGUUAGAUGACUGGAAAAGCAAAAAGAAAAGUGAAGAAUCAAAGGAAGAUAAAGAGAAAAAUGGGGACAAAGAUGACAAAACUGAGGAAGGAGAGAUGAAAGAUGACAAAGAUACGCUAGACGAGUUUACUCUGAGAGAGGACAGAGUUGCUAAGGCUGGUCUUGAUGCAAUAAUGAGAGAAUACGCAUUUGAACUAGCAAAGGAACCAGCUACUGCCAAAACAGUUCAUGAACCAGUCAGUGAAAUCCCUAAAGUACCCAUGCCUCCAAUUAAACAGAAAGACGCUUCACAACUUAGAGAUACGGGUUUAGAUGAUCUAAAUAUGGAGGCAGACACUAAAGACCUGAUAAAUCGUGAAAUCCAGUCUUUCAGAAAUCUACACAAGGACAUUGAGGAUGUUGAGGCUGAAAAAGAAAGAGAACGUGAACGAGAAAGAGAGAAAGAACGACGUAUGGCAGAAGAACGACGUAGGAAGGAAAAAGAGCGAGAGUUGCAGCGUCUUAAAGAAUUGGAGAUGUAUGAAGAGCGAAGGAAAGCUACCAAGAGAAGAGAGAGUAGGAGUAGGUCACGGUCAAGGUCAAGUUCUCGUGGAAGGUCAUCCAGAAGGUCACGGUCGAGAGAAAGGGAGAGAGAAAGGGAAAGGGAUAGAAGAGCUCGAGACAGAGAGCUAGAGGAAGAGGAGGAAGCAUAUGAAAGAAGAAAAAUGGAGAAGAAAAUCAGGGAGAAGGAAAUAGCUUAUCAAGAGAGAUUAAAGAACUGGGAAGCCAGAGAAAGGAAAAAGGCAAGAGAAUAUGAAAAGGAGAGGGAGAGAGAAGACGAAAGAAAAGCUGAAGAGUUGCGGGAAGCAAGGAGGUUACGAGAAUUCUUGGAAGAUUACGAUGAUGAACGAGAUGAUCCAAAGUUUUACAAAGGCAGUGCUUUAGAGCGAAGAUUACGAGAAAGACAGAAGGAAAAAGAAGUUGAUUCAAGAGACAGAGCAAAGGAGAAAGAAGAGUUGGAGGAGAUCAGAAGAAAAUUAUUGGAGGAAGGUCAUCCUGAUCUUGAAGGAGAAAUGGCAAAGAUUGAGAGGGAGAGGGAGGAGCAUUUACGUCCAAUGUUACAAAUUAAUGAUAACAUUGCCCCACAUUCCCCAUCGGAAAGUUCAAGCGAGGAUGAACAUCCAGCAAGUCCUCCAAGAGAGCCGUCGGAGGAGGAGAGCCAGGAGAAAUUUACAGCACUACCAAACAUGAAACCAACACUACAACCUGUAGACGAGUCGUCACGGUCAGCUGGGGAAGCUUCUGCAGAUGAUGAGGCCUCUAGGAUGAGUAUAGGUUAUAGCGAAGAUAGUCAGCAGCCUGUUUAUGGUCCAAAUGCUCGUGAAGAUUCCAGACUAGGUUUUGGUGCUAUGAAAUUUAGUGCUAAUGCAUCUGGUCCAAACUCACCAACAGAACAAACCUCUGGUAAAAGAAAAAAGCUUACAGUUGGUGAUGUGUUUAAUCAAGAUGAUGAUGAUUCAUUAGACGGUGCUAAGAAACGUAAGCUUGUGCCACUGGACUACGGUGAUAGUGGGGAUGAUAGUGCUAGUGGACUCGAAGGAAAGAAAGCUACCAGUGCUGAGGAGAAACGUGCUAAAAUAAAGACAUUGAUAGAAAAUAUUCCAACCGCCAAAGAUGAAUUAUUUGCAUUCCAGCUGGACUGGAGAAUAGUAGAUCAGAGUCUAAUGGACAAGAGGAUCAAGCCUUGGGUUAACAAAAAAAUCAUAGAAUACAUUGGGGAAGAAGAACCGACGUUGACAGACUUUAUAUGUCAGAAGGUGAUGGCUCAAAGUCCACCACAAAAUAUACUCAAUGAUGUAGCUAUGGUUUUGGAUGAGGAGGCAGAGGUAUUUGUAGUGAAGAUGUGGCGAUUACUUGUGUAUGAAACAGAAGCAAAGAAAGCAGGACUAGUGAAAUAAUGAUGCCGAACUGUAGACUAACAUUGUACAGUCUGUGUCUAUAUUUGUGAUGAUUCUUGAAUCAUUCAAGUAUCAGAUGGAAGCGGGUUCUUCCUGUGAUAGUAGGGAUAAUUGGUCAACAUUGAUGUCACUUACUGCUGAUGUCAAACCUUGUGAUAAGAGAUUAUAUCUGACUUUGAAUGAUAUGAGAUCUUGCCAGGCAUCUCUACCCGUGAACAGUUGCUGGCGGAUAUUCUAGGAUAUUUGUACUUGAAAUGUGAUGAAUUACAAAAGUGUGAGGUGAUGAUAUUGAUUUUGGUUAAUAUUUGAAGAUGAAAACAUUGCAUUUCUCAGUAAGUCCGCAUGUUUGGAAUAGCAUUUGUUUCACUACAUAUGUUUAUGAAUUAAUGAGUUCGCGCAGUAAUGUAACUUCAUAAAACAUUAGGAUGGAAUAAAGAAUUAAACAUGGUAUAGCUUUGUUAUAUAGCUAUUACAAAGGCUUGAAACUGAAUAAUCAAUUAAUGACUUACUGCUUAUUUUAGAAAUUUUUGUUUUGUUUGUGAUUUGGUAGCAUGUUUAUAUAUGACUAUAUUAUGUGAUGUAUACUAAAUAAGAGGUUGAUCCAGGAAACCUGGUUACAAGGGAAACUUUAUAUGAAAUAAGCUAGUUUUAUUAACAGGUCAAAAGGACAUAUUUCAAUCAACAUUUUUAGUAGCGGAAAUUGGUCCCAUAAACUUCUAACUGAAUGAUUUUAAUAUUUAUGGUAUUCAUAUCUUGUUCACCCAGUGAUUUGAUAUUGGUUAUUGUUACUAUGUGACAGGGGUAAAUCAUUCAAAUUAAUAUUUAUAAUGUUAAUGCUCAACAAUAAUGCAUACAUGUUCAUCCAGAAAUCAAUGAAUAAAAUGCAAAUUCUUCA
Mercenaria mercenaria is the source of this 3489-nucleotide messenger RNA. RefSeq names its product RNA-binding protein 25-like. The transcript is spliced from 19 exons. NCBI's taxonomy places the organism in Eukaryota, Metazoa, Mollusca, Bivalvia, Venerida, Veneridae. Gene Ontology annotation, cellular component: spliceosomal complex. The record is from RefSeq and is a predicted model, not a curated record. Gene Ontology annotation, biological process: regulation of alternative mRNA splicing, via spliceosome; mRNA processing. Bases 177 to 2594 code for a protein of 805 amino acids. Gene Ontology annotation, molecular function: mRNA binding.